Molecule: messenger RNA, 5323 nt
Organism: Capsaspora owczarzaki ATCC 30864
Lineage: Eukaryota; Filasterea; Ministeriida; Capsasporidae
Exons: 7
Coding region: 180-5087 (1635 amino acids)
Biological process (GO): hormone-mediated signaling pathway; intracellular signal transduction; cyclic nucleotide biosynthetic process
Cellular component (GO): plasma membrane
Molecular function (GO): protein binding
Source: RefSeq, a predicted model, not a curated record
UUCUUUGUUCCUUUAGAAAACCAACAUCCAUUAGUCCAACACAAUACAACAACACAGUGCAACAACAACGAAACCCAGCUGCGACGACCAGCUGCUGCUGCUGCAAUUGUUGGCUGCGUAGGUGUCCUGUGUCCGAAACGUGUCUCAAAAGCCAUCUUCUAAACUCGUAAUCAUCGCCAAUGAGCGGCAAUUCAACCGUCGCUGCGACGCCAAGUGCUGCUGCUGCUGCUACGGCGGGCAAUGGCACUGCUCCCGCUCCCGGUGCUGCUGCUGCUCCGACAACAACAACAACUACUACUACAGCAGGAUCAGGUGGCAGCGGAGGGACCCUCUCUGGCCCGCCGACAGAGCUCAAGCACUCGAGCUCCGUGUUGGCAACCGUGUCUGCGUCGUCGCUGUUCAGCAAGACGGGAUCCAUCUCGUUCGGACGUCGCUCGUCGCGCUCGCAUACGCCGUUGGAGUUUGCUCAGCUGCGCGCAGACGAAAAUGCUUCGACGACUACCACCACCACGACGAGUACAGCACAGACGGCGCCGUCGCUGGCACAAACAACGUCGACAACAGGUUCUCUGCUGAACAUGUCAGCGCCAGCGUCGGGCGCUGCAAACGCACAAGCUACAGCGCAAGAGCACCUCACACCGGAACAGCAGGGCCGCCUCUUGCGGUCGCCACCCACCAUCCGGCGGCGCCUGCUGAGCAUUGCCGAUCCCAACUCGGCGUUGCUCCCGCAUGAGCGUGCAGGCAUCGCCGCCUCCACCUCGGGCUCUGGACUGGCUGCUGCGGCGACUGCGACUGCCACAGCCUCUCCAGCAAUAGCCGGGAGUGCGUCCGUUUCUGGUACCGCGCCUUCAUCUGUCGGAAUGCCCCUGCCCAACGGCAGCGCAAGCACGAGCGCAGCAGGAUCUGCGUUUGGUGGUUCCUCGGCUGGAGACGGUAGUGUUGAAAUCAAGCUCUGGCGGAGACCUCGCGGGCUUGCCCAACUUCGACGCAGGACUGUCUCGGUGGUUGAUAUGCUCCCGGCAUUCCCAGAUGUUGUGUCGUCCGCGUCUCCGACGAUGCGCCACGCCUUGCCUGCUGGCGCGUAUGCCUCGAUGGUCGCGAGUAACGGCGCUCGGUCUGAGUCGGGUCUCUCGCCGGUAACCUCCUCCUCCUCCCUCGCGUCUGCAUCAUCCUCGACCACCACCUUUUCAGCCCCGCCAGCCCAUCCUUCACCGAGCCAGACCCGAGUCAAGUCUGCACACUAUCCGCUAUCGUCGUCACACCUGCCCACCAUCACCGAGAGCACGGCCUCGUUGAAUGUUGCCGCCGGCGCAGACUCGGCUGUUGCUUCCUCCAUCGGCAACUCCACCGCGGCAGAUGCCGCCGCCGCAUCAGAGUCUGUCCACGGCGCGCACGCUGGCCCAGGCUCCUCGCUAUCGUCCUCCAAUUCUUCACUCUCCUCCCCUCGGGAGGCGCUCUCGCUCACCGCGAUUGCUACUGACAACAUUCCGCCCAUUACGCAACCAGACGGCGCCUCGGAUCCUCAAGCAGAGGAGCCCGCUGCCCAAGACGACGCCCCGGCUGACCGAUUCGUCGAAAGUAGCAUCCCCCAGCGUGGAAAGUGGCGCUCGCUGACGUCUCUCUCAGUCAUGCGCGUGUUUAUGCGCAACAAUCCAAAGUUCAAGCUCGUUGGCUGCGAUGUCAACGCCACCACGCGCCAGCUUUGCGAAAUGAUUGCGAAAAAGUUCGGGAUUCUGUCCGACUCGACCAACUUUCGUCUCUACGUGCAACGGGAUGACAUGGAGCGGUGUCUGCAGGCGGAUGAGCAGCCUUUGUUGUUGCAAAAAGAGUGGCUGAUUGAUCUCGGCUACCGGGAGGAGGACAAUUUGCUUCAACUCGGCAAAUACGACUUUAGCCACUUGUUCAAGUUCAUUUUCUCUGAUGAGGAGAGUGCACGCGAAGAAUCCAGCAGCUUGAAGAAUCGCGUCAUGAAAGCCUUCCGCGCACUUGACACAAUGGAAGUCCCGCACUUGGAUCUCAGCUCGUUGGAUCUCGGUGGGUUUAUGCAAGGCACCCUGCCCGGUGAAGUCGAAACCUUCUUGUCUCUGCUGGCAGACUCGUUGCCGUCGCUAUCACUCGCACACAACUCGCUCCGCACCUUCCCGGAAGAAGUCAGCGAAUUGGUCGCGCUAAAGCACUUGAAUUUGAGCAACAAUCUCUUGCGCGGGCUGCCUGCGUCGUUUGCGAAACUGGCCCAGCUGACCUCGCUCGAUGCGAGCUACAACACCUUGUUGUCCAUUCCUGCGCCCGUGUGCCAGCUCGGACGCAUCACGUCAUUGAACCUAACUGGCAACUUUUUGACGAGCCUGCCCGAAGCGCUCUUUUCGAUCGUUGGUCUUGAACGACUCGUCCUCCGGCAAAACCGUUUGACGUCCCUCUCCGGCACGCUCAACCAUUUGACAUUUUUGCGCCACUUGGACAUUUCGUCCAAUAACAUUGACGCGUUGCCGCCAAAUCUCCAGCUGCCGAGUUUGGAAGAGUUGCUCAUUGAUCGCAACGCAGUGUCUGUUCUCGUUGUGUCGUGGCCCUGCUUGACUGUGCUGCGGGCAUCCCACAACAAGAUCUCCUCGGUCAUUUUCCCAUGCGACCUGGUCGAUCUUCGUUGCAUCGAUUUGUCCUUUAACAAGCUUUCCGUGCUCCCGGACGCCUUCGCCUGCAGUCCUUUGCUCCGCGUGCUGUUGCUCGAUCACAACAAGCUCCGAGCUUUGCCUGCGAGCAUCAUGGGCCUCGACGUGCUCGAGGCUCUGAGCGUCGAGUUCAACCGCUUGACCUCGCUCCCGGAAGAGUGGGUGCCGCUGCGCUCCCUCCGCCACCUCUCUGUGCUCGGCAACAAUCUUUCCGCGCUGCCCGAUGAUAUUUUCCGAAUGGAAUCACUCCGCCACUUGAACGCCGGCUCCAACGUGUUGCAGUACCUGCCCUCCGUCGCCGAGAUGGACGAGAGCGAAGAGGAAAUGUGGUUGAACGCCAUCGACCCGAGCAAGAUGCCUGCCAUCGAGGAGAUUGAGUUUGAGGCUGUCAACCAAACGCUGCAAGAGCUCUAUCUCGGUGACAACAAGCUCAACGAUAGCUGCCUGCCCAUUUUGUCUCAGCUCACCGACCUGACCCUCCUCCACCUCGGCUACAAUGCGCUGACCGAGAUCCCUCCGAAAACUCUCGGCCGUCUGAGCAAGCUUCGGAGCCUUUGCAUUUCCGGCAACGACAUUGUGUACCUUGCCGAGGACGUGCAGCACAUGAGUGCGCUUGAGCACCUCUACAUUAGCAGCAACAAGCUCAGCAACUUGCCUGCCGAGCUUGGCAAGAUUCGCAAUCUGGCCAUUGUGGACGCUCGGGACAACAACUUUAAGUGGAACCUGUGGAAUCAGCAGUUUGACUGGAACUGGAACUGGAAUCGACACCUGCAGCACCUCGAUUUGUCCGGCAACAAGCGCCUGGUCAUCAACGAUCCCAAGAAGGACUUUGUCCAGCUCGUCAACUUGAAGAGCCUCGGUCUCGAGCGCGUCAAAGUGGCCCAGAAUCUGCCCGAAGAGCUGGCCAAGAUUGCCAGCGUCGAGCAGAGCGUGGCCAAAGGAGUGUCGAGCGCAUCCUCCAACGUGUGGCGCUCUGGUGUUGCCCACCUGUACGGAAUCAACUCUGAGAACUUUAAGAUUGAUACCGUCCGGCAGUACAACUUCCGCGACAACGCCGACGAGGCUCUGUUUGCCAUGUUUGAUGGCCGUGGCGGAUCGCAAGUUCCCGAACAGCUCGCUCGGCGUCUCCCGUCGCUGCUCAAAGACCAACUGAUUGUCACAAACAGCGAUGUCCUGCGCAGCCUGCGUGGCACUUGUCUCGGCCUGAAUCGGCUCUUGGGCGGCCAAGACUUUGCGCAGCUGGCCGGCUCGUCUGGUCUCAUUCUGUACAUUUCCAGCAACAAGCUCUAUCUGGCCAACGUUGGUCACAGCAUGUGCGUGCUCUGCCGCAACGGCCGUGCUCUUGUUCUUUCGCCAGUGCAUCUUCUCUCUCAGAGUGACGAGGAGCGCCAUCGAACGCGGCUUCUCGGCGGCUUCAUUGGGCCCGACAGUCGCAUGAACGGCCUUGUCUCGAUGAGCCGCGCGUUUGGCUUUUCAUUCCUUCAGCCCUGUAUCAACUCGAGCCCUGACAUUUCUACUGUAGAGCUUACAGACGAUGAUGAAUUUGUCAUGAUUGGCUCCAAGCGACUGUGGGAGGUGGUGAGUCCGCAAGCAGCGGUUGACAUCAUCCGGAAUGAGCACACACCUUCCAAAGCCGCCCAAAAGCUGCGCGACUUUGCCUGGCUCUACGGCGGACGCGCCAAUCUCUCGGUGUUGGUUGUUUUCACUCCCAAGGCGACGAUCAAGUCAACCAAACGCGCCCGAAGAGCCACCAACAUUGACUCGCAGCGGAUUCUCAGCCGUCUUGGCGAGGAAGUCGCCCCGCCGACGGGCAAGCUGACGCUGGUAUGCACGGAUAUCAAGAAUUCGACAAUGCUCUGGGAGGCGUGCGAGGAAGGCAUGCGUGAUGCUGUCAAGAAUCACAAUGCUCUCAUGCGUCGUCUUCUCCGGUUGUACUCUGGCUACGAGGUCAAGACCGAAGGCGAUGCUUUCAUGGUUUCGUUCGAGCAUGCCAUUGACGCGCUGCGAUGGUGCUUGACGGCCCAGAUCCAGUUGUUGGAAAUGGAGUUGCCCCAGGAGAUUCGCUCUGCAUGCCGCGAAGAAAAUGGCCCGGACGGCGAGCUGCUCUUCCGAGGCAUCUCCGUUCGCAUGGGCAUCUACACGGGUCUGCCCGAUUGCGAGCCCGACCCGCUGACCGGUCGCAUGGACUACUUUGGUCCCGUCGUGAAUCGUGCUGCGGCCGUGAGCUCGCUUGCCGAUGGCGGUCAAGUUGUCAUUAGCGAUAGCGCUUGGCAGGAGGUUUCAGAGCGCCUCGAUGAGCUGGGCGAAGGUCUUGCUCCUCCUCGCGUCGAUGAUCUAGGACUGAUCAAGCUGAAAGGCUUGGAAACCAAGGAAAAUGUUCGCUUGAUUUUGCCUCCGUCCCUUCGCGCGCGCACCUUCUAAAUGCCGUUUUUCAUAUUUUAUUUCUUCCGUUUGAAACGCGUUUGUUUCGUUUGCUGGGGAGUUGUUGCAGCUGACUUUCUUGCCCCGCUUCCACUUCUUUUUUGUUUCCAACCUCCUGUUUCUUUUCUCUGUUAUUGUUAGUAUUUUGCUUCUGACUUGUUUUUUAAUCAUUCUUUUUGUGCAUCAAUGAGAUUAUUUUGUUUUCGAAGUUGCUCCCGAAGGAUCUCUCCACCAAG